AUGCAAGGUGGUAGAAAUGAGUUUCUGGAUUAUGAAAGGUCUGGGGCUUCCCAGUAUUCAGAAGAACGACCAAGAAGUAUAGCUCAUCACAUUGAUGGUGUUCAGCAGGAUGGCAAACUUGGUGGAUCCGAGUUUCAACACCCAAUGCCUUUUGAACCAAUAGAACGACCUAAAUUGAAGUUGCUACCACGGAGUAGGACAAAACCAUUGGAUAAUACGGAAUCCCCUGUUUAUGAUUAUGUUCAGGGAUCUAGUCGAUUGAGUGAUGCUGGUCAUGUUGAAACUGUUCAUGAGGUGCAUAGUCAUGCCAAUCUUGUGAAGCCUGUCUUAGCUUCGACUGAGAUUGUGAAGGAGGGAGGACGGCGCCCAAAGCUGAAUUUGAAGCCUCGGUCCCAGCGACUUGAUCAAUUGGAAGGAAAUGUUGAUAGAGAAAGGAAUGCUUUAUUUGGUGGUGCUCGUCCUCGAGAACUGGUUCUGAUGGAGCGAGGGAUUGAUAAUGUUGCAAUUAAGGAAUAUGAUGUGGCUGAACACUCAAAUAGGGUUGAAUAUAACAUUGGGAAGGCUGAGAGUGUUCCGGAUCGGUCAACCCAUGUUGAAAAAACUCAGAAUACUCUUCAUGAUCAAAGGGCCAUAAAAAGGCCUGAAAAGAAGGAGCAAAGGGUAGAAGCUGAGAGGGGCAAUGGGCAGAGGAGGAAUUGGCGUGGUGAUCAUCGAAGGAAUGUGAGAGAGACUGAAAGGCAGCAGGUCUCCGAGAGACAACCUUCACCUGAGACAUGGCGUAAGCCUGUUGAGGGGCCAAAAUCAUCUUCUGACAUUGUUGGUAUGCGCCAAAAUAAAGCAGCUUCAGCAGUUGAACUUGCCCAAGCAUUCUCCAGAUCCAUCUCUGAUCCGAAGGCGAAUGAUCGGUUUUCAGGUCAAAAGGGUCUGAACACUGGCCACACACAGAUCCCAUUUUCACGGCUCGUUGGCCCUUCCCCAAGAGCUCAGAUCAAUGGUUAUUGACUUUUCCCAUUGGUCUGGAGAAAAAUUGGGACAUCUUGAUCAGAGAUCCAUUUCCUGGAGACAUAGCAGUUGUUACAUGCAAGUGGUGAAAUUGCUGAGUUCUGUGGUUUUUAUUUUCUCAUCUGCAGAAAUGAGUGAGAAAAUUGAAUUGUUUGCUAGUUAGUAAACGCCAUACAUGACAUUGCCAAUUUUACGAUUAUCAUUUAACUUUGUUUCGUCUUUUUUCUUGCCCUUCAUUAUAUGCUCCCAAUCCCAAACAACUGUACUUCAUCAUUAUGAAGGAGGUGAUGAAAAGGCUUUUUGCCUAAAUUAUUUUAGUAUUUAAGGCCUUCUAGGUUCCAGCAUCAUCUUUAGCAGGAAUGAGAUUUUUAAUUGAUCAUUUCUAGUUUCUUCA
Prosopis cineraria is the source of this 1396-nucleotide messenger RNA. RefSeq lists its product as uncharacterized. The record is from RefSeq and is a predicted model, not a curated record. Gene Ontology annotation, molecular function: mRNA binding; translation initiation factor activity. Lineage: Eukaryota; Viridiplantae; Streptophyta; Magnoliopsida; Fabales; Fabaceae. Bases 1 to 1002 code for a protein of 333 amino acids. The transcript is spliced from 5 exons.